AUGAAGUUGGGUUGUAAAUUAAUCAAUGGCGAUGGAGAUUUAUGGUGUAGAGUUUUAAGAGGGAAGUAUAAACUAGAUGGUGUUAGCAAUAACCUAGAAGCUAAGAGUUAUGACUCAAAGCUUUGGAAGGCAAUAGUUUCUACAUAUCCAACUUUGAUGGAAGCUAGUAUUUGGAAUGUGGGUAAUGGGAAUUCUAUACAUGCUUGGGAUGAUAAUUGGAUAUCUAGAGGCAAGAAUAUUUCAGAAAAUCUUAUAAGUAUACCUCUUUCUUUAAGAGAUGCUAAGGUGAGUGAUAUUGUGGGAUAUAAUGGUGACUGGGACUGGGAGUUGCUUGUCUGGCUUCCAAAUGACUUUAAACUCUAA
Messenger RNA from Vicia faba (fava bean), 363 nucleotides. The record is from the annotation of a GenBank genome assembly. Lineage: Eukaryota; Viridiplantae; Streptophyta; Magnoliopsida; Fabales; Fabaceae.